Molecule: messenger RNA, 775 nt
Organism: Austrofundulus limnaeus
Lineage: Eukaryota; Metazoa; Chordata; Actinopteri; Cyprinodontiformes; Rivulidae
Gene: org
Product: oogenesis-related gene
Exons: 6
Coding region: 55-702 (215 amino acids)
Source: RefSeq, a predicted model, not a curated record
CUGACCUCCACAGCUCGCAGCGCUCGGGCGGAGGUUCUAGGCCGCAGUACGAAGAUGUCUGAAAGCAGCAGAGAGGUUGUUGAGCAGGAGCUGACAGAAAACUCCGAGGAGGGCAGAGUUGUGCCGGCACACGGGGUGCUUCGCUCCCUGCUGCGCGGCCUCUUCUGGCCUUUUAGCGUCGUGGUACGGGUCUUCCGCGGGUUCUGGGGAAUGCUAAGGUUUUGGAAGGCUGAGGAGAGUGUCCUCCCCGGGCCUGCGACCUCCAGCCCCGCUCGCCCCAGCCUCACCGCCCGCAAGCGGCUGCGGUGGGCCAGCCGGCUGGUGCUGGUCCUCCUGCCCCGCAGGGUGCAGGGCGCCCUGGGAUACACGGUGUCCAGCAGCCUGGGCCAGUCCCUGUCCCCAGAAGUCAGAGUAUCUCCCACUAAGCUACAUGGUAAAGGCAGCAAGCGGAAACUAGGUGACUUGGAUGAGGAUGACUCUGGAGAGGAAGAUCAUCCGACCUGGGUGGAGGUGCUGUGUACGGAGCUUCCAGAUGAGGGCUCRGAGGAUGAUCCAGAUUAUACGCCCAGCGAUGUGGAAACUGACAGUGAGGAAUAUGCCAGUCAGAAYAACACAGAAAGUGAGCUUCAGACAUCACAAGGAGAAAAGCUUCAGACAAAACAAGGAGAAAACGUUACUGCUGAAGCUUCUGGUUCUAAUUAAUGUCAUAUUGACAGUAAACUAUUUGUCUUGUACUUUUUUGAUGAUUCAAUAAAAGUUUAUAUUUUUGUCUUGA